AUUUUGUCCAAAGUUGCCUAUUGGCCAGUUGCUCACAUCGUUCAGCUUUUUUCCGGGAAAACGGCGCAUAGUUUGGAGGGAAUAGUCAGACGUUGCCAAACGAGGAGAGUUGUAUUUUUUUCAAACACUUAAAUUUCCCUCAAGCGAGAUCGCCAAUUUCCGUAAGCGGCUCCAAUAUUCUCCCUCCAAACGGGCCUGCGUUUGGAGGCAUUUUGCAAAGCGCCAAGUGACUUUUGCAGGACGCCAAGGCGGCGCCUCAACGAUGAGCGUCGUCGGCGAGCUGCCGGCCGACGUCGGCCGGUGGACGUUGGCGGACAUCGUCCGCUGGCUGAAGUGCGAGGUCGGCGUGAGUAGGGGGCUGGCGUCCAAGUUGGCCAAGGAGGUGGAGUGCGGCCAGUUCCUGUUGACCUUUGACAAGCUCGACAUCCUGGAGCUGGGAAUCAAGCACGGGCCCGCCGUCUUGAUCAGCAGGUCGCUGGAGAGGCUGAAAAAGGGCCAAAGGGGCGCGACGCCCCCCUGCGGCGGCGUGGAGACUUGGAGCCCCCAGCAAGUGUUCCAGUGGCUCCUCCCUCAGGUCCCAAGCAACUCGCAGUGCGCGCAGCGCCUCCUGGACGAAGACGUCUCGGGGAGGUGUCUGCUUUGCUUCGGCAAGAAGGACUUUGCGGACCUCGGCGUCCGCAGCGGCCCGGCCGUGCACAUUCUGAAAAAACUAAGCCAGCUCAAAGCCGUAGCGGCGCAGUCCGCCGGCGCCGCUACGGACCGAGGGGAUGACCGCUCUGUCCCCCAAAAAGAGACCCAAAAGCUUCUCGACGUUCCACCGGAGGGCAAGGAUCGGAUGGACCGCAGACCAAAGAGGAAACAAAUCGAGGAAACGCCGCACGUGCUGACGGUGCAGAAAAUCCUGGAGGACCUGGGCAAAGAAGACCUGAAGAAGUUUCAGUUUGUCUUGCGGGAACAGAGGAACGGCCAGGGCGAGCCCACGCCUUGGGGGAAGCUGGAGGGCCGCGACACGGUGGACACGGCCAAGGUCAUCGGUGAGCACCACGCCGACCGAGCGCUCCAAGUCACCGGCGAAGUUCUGCGGCAGAUCAACCGGCACGACCUCGCCGGCAGGCCGGACCUGGACCGCAUCCGGGGCCAGGCGGCGUGCCGUCCGGAGGAAGCGCAGCUCAAGCGAGAGCCGAACCAGGGGGAAAAACUGAAGAACCUGCUGACGGCGGGCGGCAACUCGCUGGACGGCGGCAACCGCUUCGUGGUGGUGGUGAACAAGAGCAGCCCCGAGCAAAUCCGCCACCUGCGCUUCCUCAGCAAGCUGCCCCUCUUUUGCGUGCUGGACUUUGACCCGGACUCCAACGGGCCUCUCGGCCUGUGCCGCGCCUACAAGGAGACCCGCGUGGCCAACCUGCACUCGCCGUCGCAGUACCGGGGCCGCUUGGACUCGGUGGUGAGCAGCCUGAACCUCUACGAUCAGACCAGCUGGGUCUUCUGCAACGGCAGACGCGACAUCCCCAGCGACGCCGACGUGGAGCUGGACUACCGCACCUGGUUUAGGAGGUCGUGCAAAGACGUGGAGCAACUGGUGGCGCUGGUCUGCGGAUGCGACUUUGUCCGCUACGGCCGAGGUUGCGUCGUUUUCCUCUUGCUGUCGCCGGUGGACACGGACAAGGACCCCUUUUUCGAGACCUACGGCUCCUUCCUCAAGCACACCGAAGAGCAGAACGUGGUGACCAUCUGCGAGUCGGCCCGCACGUACGCCAAGUGGAAGCGGCUGGUCGCCGACAAAUUUGACUUUGACGUGGACCCGCUGUCGGUCUACGAGCUGAGCUUGUCCCAGGUCAACGGGACGGUGGCGGCCUUGGGCCCGCACGGCCAUUCUCCGGACAAGCUGCUGCCCUCGUCCGACUCCAGCGCCGUCGUCCUCAGGCGGAAGGACGAGGACCUCAUGACGGCCUUGGACGUGUUGUGCCUGAACCAGUGCCAAAACGUCUACGAGGACGAAAAGAGUCCGGAGUUCGCCGACUUCCGCAGGCGCCAGGAGGAGGAGUUUUACCGAGGGGGCAAAGUCACCUGGUGGAACUUUUACUUCUGCGACAAGGACAACAAGAAGACCUUUGUCAAGCGGGACAAGUACAGCAAGGUGAUGGCGAUGAUCCGCUCGCAGCAGAGGGAGAAGCGCAACGCCUGCGCGCAGCUCAACAUCUACCACCACCCGGGCUGCGGCGCCACCACCUUGGCCAUGCACGUCAUGUGGGACCUGCGCGGCGAGUUCCGCUGCGCCGUGCUCAGGGACACUAAGCUGCCCAAGGAGGAAAUCGCAGACCAGAUCCUUCAUCUCAUGAAGCUGGAGAGCGGAAGGCACUGCCCGGUCCUGCUGCUGGCGGACGACGUGAAGGAGCCGGACGACCCGCACGACCUGGUCAGCUGCAUCCGCAAGGCGGUGGAGGACUCGGAGGGCGCCGGCGCGGAGGACGCGCUCCACUGCAAAGUGACGGUGCUCAACUGCGUGCGCUCGCACAGCCCCAAGAGUCAGUACAGGCGGCAGAACUGCAUGCAGUGCCAGUACCUCACCGCCUCGCUGACGCCGCACGAGCAGAGCGAGUUUGAGAAGAAGCUGCAAGAGCUGCAGGAGAGCCACGAGAAGCCGGAAAACUUCUACACCUUCAUGAUCAUGAAGAUGAACUUUGACCACAAGUACAUCGAGGACGUGGCCCACAACACGCUGAGCGGCUUCGACGCCGGCACCGACGACGGCAAGCUCUUCUCCUUCCUGGCCCUGCUCAACAACUACGUGGCGGAAUCGGGCGUGGCCCUGUCGCUGUGCGAAGACUUCUUCGGGGUGAAAAUGACGCGCGAGCCGGUGGACUGCGUGCUGGACAGGAUGAAGCUCUACUCCAACGUCCUCAUCGUGGACCGGGUGGAGGAGUGCGGCGGCUACAGGCGGCUGCGCAUCCUGCACCACACCAUCGCGGCGGCCUGCCUGAAGGUGCUGGAGAGGAGCCACUUCCUCAAGGUCAGCGACAUCACCUUGCACAUGCUCCACUACGACCUGUUCUUCAGCGACGGCGUGGUCAAGGACCGGCUGGUGCUCUCCAUCGAGCGCAUGCUGAUCUGUCGGCAGCGCAAGAAGGACGGCGACGAGCGGGAGCUGUUCUCGCCCCUCAUCGACAAGAUCCACCAGCAGCAGGGCGGCCGGACGGUGCGGGACGUCUUCGUCAAGGCCUCCUCCAGGUUCCCGCAGCGAGCCUCCGUGCCCCAGGCCCUGGCGCGCUACCUGUACAUCAACGAACGAGACUUUCCCGAGGCGCUGCGCUGGGCCGAGAAGGCCAAGAACAUCGCGCGGAACCCGUACACCGUCGACACCGUGGCGCAAGUCUACAAAAGCAGCUUGCGCUGCAACGUGGACCGGGAAAAACAAGAGCUGUCGCGCAACCCCGACAACCUGGACGCCAACAUCCGCUUGGCCGCCAACGGCAUCCGGGCCUUCCAGUUGGCCCAGGAGCAGUCGGACAACGAGGACAAUUCGCAAGCCGAGCGCCCCGAGGACGAGUCGGGCGACUUCCCGCGCAACGGCUACAACAUUAACGGCCACGUGGGGGUCCUGGAGAUGUCCUUCAUCGUCUUUGAGGUCCUGGCCAAGCUUCCCUUCUUCCACGAGCGCGAGCCCGUGAAGAAAAACCUCUUGCAGAGCUUCCUCAGCGGCUCCAUCCCAAUCGACGGCGUCCAAAAGGACGACGACGAGGCCACCGCCAGGUACGUCCAGAUCAUCAAGGACCACGAGCCCUUCCUGCUCCACCUCAAGCCCAAAGUCAAGAGCAAGUUUGACAUCCUCAACUGCUACUUCACCUACACCAAAGGGAACUUUGAGUUUGACGCGGUCAACUGCCGCACCGUCUGCGACCACUUCAAGAAGUACGUGGACCUCUUCUGCACGGUGCCGGAGGAGCUGCGCAAAGUCAAAGAGGACAACCCCAAGCUGAAAUCCAAGCUGAUCCUGGAGGAGCGCCGGGUGUACCUGGAGAAGCGCCUUGCCGACACCUUCUCUGGAGUUCUGCAGCACCUGGACCGGCCGGCCCAGGAGGUGGAGGAAAUGGUAGAGUCUUACGCCGUCCUGCAGCAGACGGUCAAGCAGAAGCGGAACAUCCAGGUUCGGAUCAACUACAUCCUGGCAAACGUGGUCCUCUACCUGCUGCGGCCCAAGUCCAAGCUGUUUGAGGGCUACCAGCAGCUCCGCAACCUCCUCCUGGAGGCCUUGCAGGCCGUGGGCCUCACCUACAACUUGCCCGACCCCUACUACCUGGCCCUCCUCUUCUUCUGGCCCGCGCCCUCCGAGGAGGGCGACAUCCGAACCUACCUCAAAGCCAUCCGCUCUUCGUCCCGCAAGCUUCUGUCCAAGUUGUCCAACAGGAGCACCGUCGCCCACCUCUACCUGGGACGGGGGACCGAGCUCAAGCGACUGGUGUCCAAGGCCAGCCUGGACAGGAGCUUCCUUUGCAAGAUGCCGCGCGACACGCUGGCCCAGCUCUGGUGGAACGGAGACAUCUUCAAGGAGAAGGACAUCAGCGACCGCCUGCUGCGAGUCGGCGGCACCAUCGAGCAAGGGGAGGUCUUCGCCAACUACGGCGGGCUGAAGAUUCCCGUGCAUCCGGCUCGCCGCAGCGGGAUCCGGAGAGGCUGCAGCACCGAGAAGGUUUCCUUCUACCUGGGCUUUGCCAUCAACGGGCCGCUGGCCUACGACGUCCGCUAUGAAAAUUGAUCCCGUCCUCGGUGAUCUGACAAGCUUGCUGUGGAUCUGCUGACGCAGCGCCGCUAGCUCGCGGCACGCUCCACCCCCCUACGAAAAGUAGUGUUUUUUUCUUUCUUUGGUGGGGGGGGGGGGGGGGGUCUGGCACGCCUGCCCGCCCAUCAAGUCUUCAACAAUUUGUCGUCCUUUCUGAAAAUGUGUUUGCAAGUCAGUACUGUACGAGGGCCUGUCGAUAUCUGCUCGUGGAUGGUCCGGCAUGAGAAUGUGUACUUGAAACGAGAGUGUCAUCUUGACGCCGUUAAACCCUCGGCGAAUGUGUCAGAAAAAGAGAAAACACUUUGAUAAAGGGAUGCAUUUUAUUGAUCUUGAUGCUGCACGUGUCCUCAUUUUCGCUACCGACUCUUCAAGGUGCCUCAUCUUAGCCCCGGCGCCCUCUAGUGACCGGCCGCCGUCGCGGUGCGCGACUGGGUGACGAAGCGCCGGCUUCGCGAGUGGCAAUUCAGUCCGGAGGCGAGCGGGCGUAUCGGCUUUCGGCGAGAGCGGUCGCAAUCU
Molecule: messenger RNA, 5293 nt
Organism: Hippocampus zosterae (dwarf seahorse)
Lineage: Eukaryota; Metazoa; Chordata; Actinopteri; Syngnathiformes; Syngnathidae
Product: sterile alpha motif domain-containing protein 9-like
Exons: 3
Coding region: 263-4753 (1496 amino acids)
Cellular component (GO): cytoplasm
Source: RefSeq, a predicted model, not a curated record